AUGCCGGCGGGCGGCGGGGCGGCGCGGGCCCCCGGCGGGGCGCGCUCCCUCAGCCCCACCGCGCUGUCCCGCAGCCUGUCCCGCCUGCGCGAGCAGCGCGCCCGCUCGCGGGCCAUGCUGGCCCUGGGGGUCACGCAGAUGGUGCUCGGCUGCCUCAUCGUGGCCGUCAGCUUCGCCGCCCUGGCGCUCACCACCUCGGCCCGCGUCCGCCACUCCUGCCCCUUCUGGGCCGGCUUCUCGGUGCUGUUGUCAGGAUUGAUCGGUGUUGUUUCAUGGAAGAGGCCCCUGUCCCUUGUGAUAACCUUUUUCAUGCUGCUCUCUGCAGUGUGUGUGAUGCUGAACUUGGCUGGGUCCAUUCUCUCCUGUCAGAAUGCUCAGCUGGUGAAGUCCCUGGAAGGAUGUCAGUUGAUCAAAUUCGACAGUGAUGGUGUCUGUGUUUGCUGUGAAAUGCAGCAUCAGACAUCAGGCUGCAGUAACUUGGGAGAAACACUGAAACUGAACCCUCUGCAGGAGUGCAAUGCAGUGAGGCUGACCCUCAAGGACCUGUUGUUCAGUGUGUGCGCUCUCAAUAUCAUCUCCACCAUUGUCUGUGCUUUGGCAACAGCAAUGUGUUGCAUGCAGAUGGUUUCUUCUGAUCUUCUGCAAAUGUUUUACUCUUACAGCCUUUUUCACUUUAAUUUCUGUGCCUUCCAGCAGGAUGAUAUCACACAGUUUCUGCCACAGAGGCCACAUUCUGCCAAUCCUGACUGCAUGACUCCACAUGGAACUGUCCUGCACCAAACCCUGGAUUUUGAUGAGUUCAUCCCACCAAUCCCCCCCCCUCCCUACUACCCACCGGAGUACACCUGCACGCCCGUGGGGGAGGCACAGAGAAAUCUCCAUUUGGACUUCCCUCAUUCCCCAUUUGGUGCUUUAUAUGAAGUAACCAUUAAUAGCCCAGGAAUGCUGUAUCCAAGUGAGUUGCCCCCUCCUUAUGAGGCAGUGAUUGGAGAGAUGCCUGCCAGCCAGGUCACUGGUGCUGCUCAGCAAGUGUCUGCAUCGAGCCUGGGAGAGAGGAACACGACCCCGGACUUUAGCACACAAGUUUCUGUUGAGAGCACCUCUUUGAUGGUCUCUGAGGCUGUUGAUAUUCCAGACCGUAGCUACUCCUCUGAAGAUCUUUGUUCACUGGAAGUUCAAGGAUCUCUCCAAUCUGCAGAUCUUUCUCCCUACUGCAUAACCCCUAAGGGGGUUGCAAACCAGAGCUGCAGUGCCCUGGAUUGCCACACUCACUGCAGGUUUCACAGAACUCGCUCAGAGGCCUUUCCUGAUGAGGGUGACAGUUCCCACAGCCGAGCCUCUACAGACUGGUCUCAAGGACAGGAAAAGAACUGUGCCCACAGCAGGUCCUUGGACUGUUCCUCAGGGAAUUACAGCCCCUCAGAACGAGAACUGCAGAGUUCUGCUCAAGAGAGCAGUGCCACACCACCUUUGAAGCAGAAGAAAACCUGCUGUGUGGACUUUCACCGGCCUCCUGCCGCUUUCCAGACCUCUCCCUGUUUUGGGCCUGCAAAUGCUUCACCACGUGCAGGUGGCCCCGAGGCUGCUGCCCAGCCCCAGCACCUCCCAAAGCACCCAGCCUCAACCAUCGUCCGCUCCAGCAGUGCCCCUGUGUCCUGCUCGUCUGCCACUGAAGGUGAUAAUUGUGCCUGGACUUCUGUGUGCAGGCAGUGCCAAGAUGCAGGAUUAUCUCCAGCUACAGGAGAAACAGUUCCUGUCUCUGGUUCUCAUAUGGCUGCCUCAGCUUGUCAGCAUUCUUUGUGCAGUUUUCUACCAACUGGAAAACAGAGGGAUUCAAGGAAAAUUGAUCUGCACCUAAAGCCAAAGGCUUUUCAUACGGUCUCGAAAGAGCGGCCACACUCCUUAGUGGACCUUAAGGCCUAUAAAGACACAAAAAUUUUAGUGGCAAAAUUUUUGGAACAUUCAAACUGUAAUCUCCCUCCAGAAGUGCGUCACGUAGUGAACAGCAUACGGUCAGUCAUUAAAUCUGAUGAGAGACACAUGGAAGAAGCCAUCUUCAGUGCCAAUAUCAUAGACCAGGUGAUGACGAGCUCCCAGCAGGACGCGGGCAGCUGCGGGAAGCGGCUGCAGGAUCUGCACCUGCAGAGCUGCGGCGCGCUGAGCUCCGCCGCGGCCGCGGCGCCCCGGCUCGGCCGUGCCCUGCAGCGGGAGCGGCCGCACAGCCUGAUCGGCGUGUGCCGGGAAACCAUCCUCUGAGGGUGCCACAGUGAUAUGAAAAAUUGUAUCUGCUGGAAAUCUACAGGAUCACUUGUCAGAAGAUUACACCUCUGUUGGCCUAUGAUCUACAGCAUAGAGUUGUAAGUUUGGGGUACCUUUAUGAUGCCUUGGCAUGUUGCAAGAGGUAGACCAACUAAACUGGUACCAUUAAUGGACAUAAUUUGGUCUCCAAUGCUCAGUUUUCCUGAACGUGCUGCAGGGCCUCCAUUCAUCAUGUUGGCCAGGAUAACGGUGGGUAGAAUGGAUCCCCAUCCAGAUUCCACAAUCACUACCCCAAGAAUUUCUCCCUUCUGUUUUUCUAGCUGGAGCUGCAAUUAAAAAGGAAAAACAUUUUUUUUGCUUUGAUUUUUCUGACUUUGAGCAUGAGUAUCUCACUUGUUCCCAAAUAACAUCUAUAAAUCUCAAACCAAAUUCUCUUCUUUGCCAUUAGGUGGUAGCAUGACUUUGAAUGUUAACUGGAACACAGCUGUUUGUUUUCAGGGGCAUCCUCCACCUGUUUCUUGAAGGCCAUAGAGGUUUAAUAAGGAAAGCACUAACACAUGGUUAACUCUGUAGGAAGUGGUGGAACUGGAUGCCAAGGGAAUGAAUGCUAAAGAACUUUCUGUCCAUGGAACCUGGCAGCCAGAGAGGGAGGCUCUAACAUUUUGUGGCUAAGGUAGUGCCUGCAACCCAGGCUUUGUUCAGCUCAACUCCUGCCAGUUCUGCUCAGGUUGUCUCUUGAUCUCAGGGCUUGUCUGUCCUUAUUUUCAGACAAGGAUCUAUUGAAUAUUAUUAACAUUAUUAUUAUUAAUAUUGUUAAUUAUUGGAUAUACUCAUGCCUAGCAUGUUCAUGUAAGAUCCCUGAUGUGACAUAAAUGAGGCCUUCUCCUGAACUGGCAGUAAUCACAGCACAGCUAACACCUAUAAAGUGGAACAAAAGUUUAAGUAGAGAACAUGCUCUUGAGACAAAUACAGGGAAAUAUUUUCUCUCAAAUGUGGAAGGACAGGGAAUGCUGAUGGCCAGCUCACUUCUGCUGAGGUUAUCUAUUUCAGAAAACCACAACUCUGUCAGCUCUUUCUGUAUCAGUACUUAGGUGAAACAUAAAAUCACCUUACACUGUGUACUGUGAAUAGCACAGAGCUUAUCUAGCUCAGAUGUAGAUGUCCUUUAUUGCUGUUCUGAUCAAUGGAAACAGAAAGAUCCUGAACAUGAAAACAAGAAAUCCUAAUAACCCAUAAAGCUGGUUUUAGUACAUGGGACUGAUGAAGGACACAUCUUGAAAUUGUAUAAAUGCCAAAAAAUAUUUAUGAGAACUACAUUACUCUGAAAAAAAUUUAUUAAUCUGAAAUGAAAAUCCAAAACUAGUUUACCUCUUUGCAGUUUUCUGAAUUGGAGAAGUGUAUGAGAUCAUCAUUGUACAUUUCUUGGGUAUUGAUGAUGUCACUGUAUUCUUUCUGACUGAGAUCCUCUGGGUUAAUUCCAUUGGCUCUUAAAAAUUCUUGGUAAGCCACACUGAAAGCCUGACCAAUUGACUGAGCUAUGAGCUGUGCCUAAAACAUAGAAAAAAGCAGCUCAGAGAAAGGACAGAUUAACAGUUUACCAAUGAAACCACGAGAAACCAGGAGAGAGAUUAGAUUUUUAGAUAGAAUCAAAAUGAGGAUCCUGCAAAGUUUCUGCAUUAGCAUGGAUAUAAAGUCACUUUAAGGUCUGUUGUACAGAAAGAACCCAUUCCAUCCAAAAUCAAAUUGCAAACUCCAUUAAAAUCCCCUGCUGCUCUCCCCUCCUCAGUAGGCUGCAGUAGCAAGCAGCCAUAUGUGCUCAUGUACUCGUUCCAGUGCACACUGGAGUCCUGGCUGCAGCCCAGCAUGGAGCAGGGCUGGUGGAAGAGUGCCAUGAGCUCAGCACAGUCUGUCUGCAGGGUGAGGGGAGGAGGGCUGCUCUGCUUGCCCCUGCCUGCACAGACGUGUGCACUGAUGAUUCUGCUUGUGGUGUCUCCUGCUGCUCCUCCUCCCUGCUUUUCCAGGACUGAAAACACUGCUUCAACAGAGCCAUCUGCUCCCCUACUACUGCCAUGAUGGCUGUCCCACAUUCCCAGCAAGCCAGCAAUAGCCCUGCUUACCCACUGCACAUCUGGGACAGCUAUUCCCAUUAACACCUUGACUAGUGAUGGCAGGGAUCAUUUCAGGAAUGCAGCCAGAGCCACCAUUAAAGCUUGCUAAUGUUGGGAACACCCGUUCAAAAGCCCCUGUCUUUCUUAAAUUUUGGAGCACUUAUCCACACAUUCCACUAGAUGGCAAGGGAACACAGAGAAACAGAGAUCAGUAAAAGGAAUGUGUAGUCACUUUUUCUACAUUUGAAUUAUGUUCUUCUCUACUCUUGAGUUUACUGCAGCUCACAGGAGAAUGCCAUGUUGAGUUCUGUAUAUUUGUGGAUCAUCACUAGUGGGGUCAUUGGGGCAUAUGAGUAACUCCCGAUGAUAUGAGACAUUAAUUGCACCUUACAUGCCUUAAAAAUAUUACUAAUCAAAGCUAUAUUAUGGAAAUGCAACAUAGUUUCUUUGACAGUCAGUACAUUUUAAAUGCAUUUCAAAUGCAUGAGGUUUUCUGGACAUUAUAAAUCUGCAUCUUCUUACAA
Molecule: messenger RNA, 4891 nt
Organism: Lonchura striata (white-rumped munia)
Lineage: Eukaryota; Metazoa; Chordata; Aves; Passeriformes; Estrildidae
Source: RefSeq, a predicted model, not a curated record